Molecule: messenger RNA, 1752 nt
Organism: Syngnathoides biaculeatus (alligator pipefish)
Lineage: Eukaryota; Metazoa; Chordata; Actinopteri; Syngnathiformes; Syngnathidae
Gene: s1pr1
Product: sphingosine-1-phosphate receptor 1
Exons: 2
Coding region: 324-1358 (344 amino acids)
Biological process (GO): sphingosine-1-phosphate receptor signaling pathway; angiogenesis
Cellular component (GO): membrane
Molecular function (GO): sphingosine-1-phosphate receptor activity
Source: RefSeq, a predicted model, not a curated record
UUUUGGUGACCGCGCGGAAAAGUUGCGCCAGGGCGCGAUGACGUCAUCGCGCGAUCCCAUUUGGUCUUUCCCGAAAAAUGCAUUCAAUUUUUGUCACGAGGCUGAGGCGACAUCUUCCUCCUUCCUCCUCUUCCUCGGCGCGGCGCGUGCUCGUGCGCGUGCCCGUGCCGAGCCGCGAGGCUGCCGAGGCUGCUGCUGCGACUUUCCUCGGGAGCGCCAAGUCAAAGGGCUUCGAUGAAGGGCGAAGGACUAAUUUGGUAGUUCAUCUCUCCGCGAUGCGGUGAAGGCGAGCCGGCGCGCCGUCGCUUCAGGUGGGGAGGGCCAUGGCUGACCCCGCCCACUCGGACCUGAUCGCCAGGCACUACAACCACACGGGCAAGCUCCGCAAGUGGGACGGGGGGUCCGGCCUGAAGGCCGACUCGGCGGUCUUCCUGGCGGUCUGCUGCCUCAUCGUCCUGGAGAACCUGCUGGUCCUGGCCACCAUCUGGAGGACCAAGAAGUUCCACAAGCCCAUGUUCUACUUCCUGGGCAACCUGGCGCUGUCGGACCUCCUGGCGGGCGUGGUGUACGCCGCCAACAUCCUGCUGUCGGGCGCCAACACGUACAAGCUGACGCCCACCCAGUGGUUCCUGCGCGAGGGCUCCAUGUUCGUGGCCCUGGCGGCGUCCGUCUUCAGCCUGCUGGCCAUCGCCGUGGAGCGCCACCUCACCAUGCUGAAGAUGAAGGUCCACGACGGGGGCCGGGCCAGCCGCGUCUUCCCUCUCAUCAGCGCCGUGUGGAUGGUGGCGGCCCUCCUGGGGGGGCUGCCCCUCAUGGGCUGGAACUGCGUCGGCCGGCUCGACCGCUGCUCCACCGUGCUGCCGCUCUACCACAAGACCUACAUCCUGUUCUGCACCACCGUCUUCAGCGUCAUCCUGAUGGCCAUCGUGGCGCUCUACGCCCGCAUCUACACCCUGGUGCGCGCCCGCAGCCGCCGUCUGGUCUUCCGCAAGGCGCCCAACGGCGGCAAGAGCUGCGAGCGCUCCAUGGCGCUGCUGCGGACCGUGGUGGUGGUCCUGAGCUGCUUCAUCGCCUGCUGGGCGCCGCUCUUCGUGCUGCUGCUGCUGGACGCCGCCUGCCGGGCGCACGGCUGCGCCGUCCUCUACCGGGCCGAGUGGUUCCUGGCGCUGGCCGUCCUCAACUCGGCGACCAACCCGCUCAUCUAUACGCUGACCAGCAACGAGAUGCGCCGCGCCUUCCUGGAGACGCUGCCGUGCGCUCCGGGCCGCCCGCCCGCCACCGCCGAGUUCAGCCGCGGCAGGUCGGAGAACUCGUCGCGCCCCGACGGGGAGGGGGGCCGCGCCGCUCCCUCGUCCUGAAGGGGGUGCCCAGGCGCCCUGGGGCCGGUUCUCGCGUAGGCAACGUGACUCGGACUGACCUUAGCCCCGCCCCCCGCCGCUGUCGGCUACUAACUAAUUACUUGUAAUGAGAUGACGUCACGGAGUUAGAAAAUGUAACCCGUCACAUCACGUGUCAUUAAACGGCUGUUGCUUUUGAAAAACAUCAUAUUUUAACGUCACCCUUUCAUUUGGGUUUUCACACCGUCCUCGCGCAGUUGCAACAAAUUCAUCCGCGUGUUUGACGGCCUUCCGAUUUGUGGCAAGAAGAAGGAUCCUGACACUUGUGUGCGCUUCAAAAUGGCCUCAAGCGUAAAUACUUGCAUGACGUCGACAACGAUUCCAUUUUUCAGUGAUGAACUUUGCCAACGGCCCC